Molecule: messenger RNA, 768 nt
Organism: Arxiozyma heterogenica
Lineage: Eukaryota; Fungi; Ascomycota; Saccharomycetes; Saccharomycetales; Saccharomycetaceae
Gene: CUR1
Product: Cur1p
Exons: 1
Coding region: 1-768 (255 amino acids)
Source: RefSeq, a predicted model, not a curated record
AUGACCUCUAUACAAUCUUAUGUUCACUUCUCACCUGAUACAAACUUUAAAUCAUUUCAGUCUUUACAAAGGAAAAGAAAGAUUGAGUAUAAUACAUAUGAUUAUAAUUAUAGUGAUGACAAUCACAACAAUAAUAACAACAACAAUAGUGAGGAUAGCAGUACGAUUACUGAUGAUUAUUUAACCAGAGGAAAAAGAAAAUGCAAUAAAAAUAGACAGUUGAUCUAUAAUAUUAGAACUCUUUCGAAUUGGCAAUAUAUUUGUUACAUCAAAAAACCUGUGCCGUUAAUAGAUAUUGAAAAUACGAUUAAAAAUGAAUAUUUAAGAGUCAAGGAAUCUAUCUAUAAACCAAACUAUCAUGUUGAAUAUGAUUCAAACGGUAACCAAAUUUAUGUUGAGGAUCAAAGUAAUUCAGAUGUUUUACAAGGCAAAAUCUGGCAACAUUUAAAUUUCCGUCAAUUAUAUUCUAAUUUGGCUGAGAUUCAAUAUAAUCCAAGUGUAAACAAAUUUUCAAUAGAAAGAAAUCUACUCAAAUUUAAUGACGUUUACGAAGUACCCUUUAAUGAUAUUAUUAAAGAUUAUAAUAUAAUUCAAUAUAGACUGGAACAAGAUAACUCUACUGGUAAUAUCAACGCAGUAGUGGAGAUCUUUAUAGAGACAGAGAAUAAAAACGUUGAUCUGUACAGGUGCAGUAACAAAAUUAGUGAUAACAAUGCUGUGUAUCCACCCAUACUGGAAGAAGUGACAGAUGCAAUGUUUCAAGUAUGA